AUGACUCUCCUUAUCCUCACCGAGACCUCCGCGGGUUAUGCCUUGCUCAAGGCCAAAGACAAGAAACUCCUCAAGCGGGACGAUCUCGCUUCCGAACUGAGCAGCGUCGAAAAUGUGACCUCUAUGCUCAAAUUGAAGGAAUUCCAGAAAUUCGACAGCGCUGCCGCAGCACUUGAAGAAGCAGCCGCGAUCGUGGAAGGCAAGGUCACACCGAAACUUUCGUCGCUCCUGAAUACCUUAAAGGAAGAGAAGAAGAUUUCUCUCGCUGUCGCAGAUCCGAAACUGGGAAACGCAAUUGGAAAGAUUCCAGGCUUGGAGAUCAAAGCCGUUGCCGAUUCUACCACCGCCGACCUCUAUCGAGCCAUUCGAGAAUACCUGCCCUCUCUUAUUCCCGGUCUACUGCCAGAAGAUGUCAAGACGAUGUCCCUCGGCCUCUCACACUCUCUUGCCAGACACAAACUUAAAUUCUCCCCGGACAAGAUUGAUGUCAUGAUUGUACAAGCAAUUGGUCUACUGGACGAUUUGGAUAAAGAGCUGAAUACGUAUGCCAUGAGAGUAAAAGAAUGGUACGGGUGGCAUUUCCCGGAGAUGGCAAAGAUUCUGAACGACAAUCUCGCAUAUGCUAAAGUGGUAUUGAAAAUGGGUAUGCGCACCAAUUGGGAGAACUGCGAUCUUGCCGAGAUUCUGCCCGAAGAAAUCGAAGCCGCAGUCAAGGCGGCCGCUGACAGGUCAAUGGGAACGGAAAUCACAGACGAAGAUUUGGAGAACAUACAAAGCUUGGCCGAGCAGGUGGUUCAGUUCACAGAAUACCGCACACAGCUUGCUAGCUACCUUUCGGCGAGAAUGAUGGCCAUCGCUCCCAAUCUAACAACCCUUGUCGGUGAUCUCGUGGGUGCCCGACUCAUAGCCCAUGCUGGCAGUCUGAUGAAUUUAUCCAAAAGCCCGGCGAGUACUAUACAAAUCCUCGGAGCUGAGAAGGCACUCUUCCGCGCACUGAAGACAAAGCACGACACCCCUAAAUAUGGUCUCAUCUAUCAUGCAUCCUUGAUUGGCCAAGCCACUGGCAGAAACAAGGGCAAGAUGGCCAGAGUGCUUGCUGCCAAAGCUGCACUCGGGCUAAGAGUAGAUGCGCUGCAAGAUUGGGGAGACGAUGAAGUCAAUAUUCCCGAAGAUGAGAAGGCCGCUCUUGGUUUAUCAGCGCGAGCGAACCUAGAACGCAAACUAGCCGCUAUGGAGGGCAAACCGCUCAAACCUCGGGGAGUCGCCAUUGGCCCCAAUGGCGUGACUACCACACCACAACCAAAGAAGUGGGAGAUUAAGGAGGCACGGAAAUACAACCCCGAUGCCGAUGGGUUGGCCGGUGAUGAGGCUCCAGCUAAAGAGCAGAAGAAAUCCAAGAAGGAAAAGAAGCUCGUGGAAGAGAUUCCUGAAGAUGCGGACAUGAAAGAGGACGGCGAGGUAGAUAACGAUGAUGCCGAGUCCCAACCUGAUGAAUCAAUAGCUAGCGCAGAGGUCGAAGCCAUUGUGCCGUCUGCUGUCAAUGGGGUCAAUGGCUUGUCGAAAAAGGAAGCCAAGAAAGCUGCGAAAGAAAGGAAGCAUGCAGAGAAGGCUGCUCGCAAGGCUGCCAAGAAAGAGAAGAAGGUCCAGGCAGAAAAGGCGGCAACGGCUGGCCACGAGGAUAAGAUCGGAGCCUUGGCUGCCCAGUGUGGAUUGAGCGUGGAAAGAUACAAGAGGAAGCUAGCGCGGGGCGAGAUCCAAUUUCAAGAGGAUGGCACGGUUGUAGCGGUCUCGAAGAAGGAGGUGAAGAAGGUGAGGAAGGCGGCUGAGAAGGCUGCAGCAAAGGAGGCGAACGGUGAGGUUGAGGGGUCCAAGAAACGAAAACGAGUGGAAGACGAGGCCGACACAUCAAAGUCAGAGAAGAAGAAGAAGCGGAAAGAGAAGGCAUAA
Molecule: messenger RNA, 1947 nt
Organism: Cladophialophora psammophila CBS 110553
Lineage: Eukaryota; Fungi; Ascomycota; Eurotiomycetes; Chaetothyriales; Herpotrichiellaceae
Exons: 1
Coding region: 1-1947 (648 amino acids)
Cellular component (GO): box C/D methylation guide snoRNP complex; small-subunit processome
Molecular function (GO): snoRNA binding
Source: RefSeq, a predicted model, not a curated record